AUGUUAAAUCAUAUAAAAAAAGAAUAUUGGGAUUAUGUUUAUGAACCUGCAGAAGAUACAUUUCUAUUACUUGAUGCCUUAGAAAAAGAUUUAGAUUACAUAAUAUCGAAAAAACCUGCCACAAUUUUAGAAAUUGGAAGUGGAUCAGGUACGAUUAUAACGGCAUUAAGCACACUCCUCAAGUCCUCUUAUCAUUUAGCCAUCGACAUAAAUAAAUAUGCUUGCUCUGUAACAAUGCAAAAUUCACAUUACAAUAAAGUCAUAGUAGAUGUUAUCAAUACAGAUUUGACAUCAUGUUUAAAACUGAAUUGUAUCGAUGUAAUAAUAUUUAAUCCUCCUUAUGUAGUCACUCCAAACGACGAGAUAUAUAAAGAAGAUCCACUUACCAAAUCAUGGGCAGGUGGUGUUAACGGAAGAGUUAUAAUCGAUAAAUUUUUACAUGUAUUCGACAGAGUACUAUCAUCGAAAGGAUUCGGCUACCUUUUAGUGAUAAAAGAAAAUCAACCUCAUGAAAUAAUAACAAAACUAAAAGAAAAAAAUUACAAAUGUGAAAUAUACAUGAUUAGAAAAAUAAGAUGCGAAGAAUUAUACAUAAUUAAAUUUAUAAAAAAUUUUUAA
Messenger RNA from Pediculus humanus corporis (human body louse), 618 nucleotides. Its product is annotated as N5-glutamine methyltransferase MTQ2, putative. Bases 1 to 618 code for a protein of 205 amino acids. Gene Ontology annotation, cellular component: eRF1 methyltransferase complex. Gene Ontology annotation, molecular function: S-adenosylmethionine-dependent methyltransferase activity; nucleic acid binding; protein methyltransferase activity. The transcript is spliced from 3 exons. Lineage: Eukaryota; Metazoa; Arthropoda; Insecta; Psocodea; Pediculidae. Gene Ontology annotation, biological process: methylation. The record is from RefSeq and is a predicted model, not a curated record.